Messenger RNA from Theileria annulata, 1707 nucleotides. RefSeq lists its product as uncharacterized. The record is from RefSeq and is a predicted model, not a curated record. The transcript has a single exon. NCBI's taxonomy places the organism in Eukaryota, Apicomplexa, Aconoidasida, Piroplasmida, Theileriidae. The coding region runs from base 1 to 1707 and encodes 568 amino acids. Gene Ontology annotation, cellular component: Golgi apparatus. Gene Ontology annotation, molecular function: protein binding.
AUGUCAGGAUUUUCCGCUUUAUCGCACGUUGACCUCACGACAAUACCAGGUGCCCCCUCACCACGUGCAGCUCACACUUGCGACGUCGUACAAAAUUUCUUAGUCAUUUUCGGUGGCUGGUCAGGAAGAGAAGCGUUGGGAGAUGCAUACGCCUUUCACCUGAAAAAAAAGAGGUGGUAUUUGCUCAAUUUGAGAUUGGUAGAGUCUUCAGGAAGACGUGUAAGACAAUCUAACUUUGUUAUGGAUAGAAAUAACCACGCAUCAGCAGUAUACAACAACGAACUCUUUGUGUACGCAGGCCAUGAUGGCUCCAAGUGGCUGGGAGAUAUGUUCGCCAUAGAUGUAGGAGGACUGGAAGAGAGUGUGUCCGGACUAAAAUUCGGCCAGUCAGUAGAUGUCCAUGUAAGAAUAGUUGAAGGAACAGGCAAGGUGCCAACAAGACGUGCCUGCCAUUCAAUGACACUAGUAGGGCAGCUUUUUUACACCUUCGGAGGCUAUGACGGUAACCAGUGUUUCAACGACCUGGAUGUCUUUGAUCCAACUCUGAAUUCAUGGUCACGCCUUAGUAAGCCACACGGGAAAAAACCAGCAGCUAGAAAUGCACACGCAAUGGUGACAGAUGGUAGAAACCUGUACCUCCUUGGAGGACACAGUGGCUCAGUUCACUUUGACGAUGUUCACAUGUAUUCCAUUAAUUCACACACAUGGACUUGUUUGAACUGCGAAGGACGAGUUCCACCCGGUGUUAGAGGCCACUCUUCAGCGUUUCACAAGGGUGAGAUUUACCUCUUCGGUGGCUACAACGGCGAUGUGCCCUUCAACACACUAUACGUGUUCAACCUUAGGAGCUCAACCUGGUCAAUUCAGGACGUCUCCUACGACGAGGACAUUGAAAGAAGACAAAGGUGUACCAUGGUUACAUUACCUGAUGGAUUGUACAUCUUUGGAGGAUUUAACGGGACUAACUGGCUCAACGAUCUUCAUUCCAUCAAGUUCUACAACACCAUCUUAAGUAACAUAUUACACACAAUAUUUAUUUCUAAACUAAUUAAAUUAAUUAAUUGUUUAGGUGGAACUAAUAAUUUGAAUUGGUAUGUUAAGAACGUGGGAGGAUUUAUGAAUUCAAAUGCAUUUUCCGAUGUUACUAUCAUGGCAUCAGGGAAAGAAAUACCGGCACAUAAAUUAAUACUAGCCGCUAACUCUCCAUAUUUCUUGGAACUGCUAUCUAACGAUAAUGAAGAGCAGGGAAGGGAAGAAGAACAUACUGAAGCCGUUAAUGGAACUAGUGGAGAGGCUGUAGCCACAGAAAAAAGAGAACCUAAAAAAGCAGUUAUUGAACUCAACGAAUGGAGUUUUGACUGCGUAAUGAAGCUACUGGAGUUUCUAUACACAGCAAAGGUUGAAGAUUUGGGAAACAGCAGCCACUACAGAGUGUGUGAAAUACUUGGACUAGCAGACGCAUGCUCAGUAGUCAGACUGAAGAACCUUUGUGAAGAGGUGCUUGUAACAAAACUCGAUAUCGAAAACUCAUGUUACCUGUUAAAGUACUCUAAACUAUACAACGCAGAUUACCUAAGACAAUGCUGCUUCGAUUUUAUAUCAGAAAACGCAGCAGAUGUUAUGCUUACACCAGGAUUCGAAGACCUCUCCUCACUACCCUCACUGGUUCUUGAGCUGGCCAAACUGUCAAUAAACAAAAUGACGUGA